Molecule: messenger RNA, 2775 nt
Organism: Peromyscus californicus insignis
Lineage: Eukaryota; Metazoa; Chordata; Mammalia; Rodentia; Cricetidae
Gene: Snx11
Product: sorting nexin 11
Exons: 8
Coding region: 795-1619 (274 amino acids)
Biological process (GO): intracellular protein transport
Molecular function (GO): phosphatidylinositol binding
Source: RefSeq, a predicted model, not a curated record
UAGUAGCUCCACACUAAAGGAGAAAAACUUCCACAUGGGGGUGCUGCGGGCCCCUUUUCAAAUUCUUCUUUGAGACCAAAGGUAUGAUGACUAGUUACUGAACUAGUCUUGAAUUUCGCAAACCUUUUCAGGAAGAGUGGUGUGAACUCCCUUUAGUGGAGAUAACUCUUUUUCUUGUCAUCUUUCCUAUUGUACUACAAAAAGACACUUCAGAAUAGUUAACUCUCUGUUUGUAUGCUGGCAGAUCGGCAAAAGCCUAAAAAGAGAAAGAGGUGGGAAACCCCAGGUGGUUAAUUAUUCACAGCAAGUCUGUCUGCUGGGUUUUGGUCACAGACCUUUGUUUCGGUCUGGACUGUUGUUGAGCUGGGUUGUUGGGGAAUUUGAACUUCCUGCAUUUCAGUUCAGGGCCUGUUGGAGGUGGUGACUGCCGCAGAUGAAAAUUCAGAUUGUCAGCAAGGAUGCUGUUUAUGAUGGUGUUGAAAUCACAGAACCUUGGGUUUGCGCCACAGUGUAGCUCAAUUUUGUCAUCUGCCAUGUCGCUUUGUCCCCGCGUGCAGUGUCUGUCUGUAGAAGUGAGACCUUCUGGGAUACUGGAAAGAAUUGCAAAAGCUGUUUGCUCUGCUAAUUUCAUGCUGUAAAUGAGUUCCCCUUCUUUUGAAACAUUAGCCCUGUGUUAGCAAAACAUAAAAUAGACGGAAGCUCAUUAUGCGCUCUUCUAAUGGAGCCGGCCCGGAUCAUUUGUUGGCAGUACAUAUUGGCUGAAGUCAGUUUUCAUUUCAAGAUGUUUUCUUCCCAUGGGCUUUUGGUGUAGGAUGUUGGAGAACCAAGAGCUGGAGGAGGUGAUCACGGUGCGUGUUCAGGACCCCCGGGUGCAGAAUGAGGGUUCCUGGAAUUCUUACGUGGACUAUAAGAUAUUCCUUCAUACGAACAGCAAGGCCUUUACUGCCAAGACCUCGUGUGUGCGGCGCCGCUACCGUGAAUUUGUGUGGCUGAGGAAGCAGCUGCAGAGGAAUGCGGGCUUGGUGCCAGUACCUGAACUUCCUGGGAAGUCCACCUUCUUUGGCAGCUCUGAUGAGUUCAUUGAGAAGCGACGGCAAGGCCUACAGCAUUUCCUAGAAAAGGUCUUGCAGAGCGUGGUCCUUCUGUCAGACAGUCAGUUGCACCUCUUCCUCCAAAGCCAGCUCUCAGUCCCUGAGAUUGAAGCCUGUGUGCAGGGCCGAGGCUCCUUGACUGUGUCCGAUGCCAUUCUCUGCUAUGCUAUGUCCAACUGUGGCUGGGCCCAGGAGGAGAAGAGGCAGAGCACCUCUCACCUGGCUAGAGGAGACCAGCGUAACAGUUGCUGCUUUCUUCCGAGAUCAGGCAGGAGGAACUCUCCUUCUCCACCCCUCAGUGAAGAGAAGGACCACUUAGAAACAUGGGCUCCGGUGAUGGACUCUGAGGGCCCAUCCUUAGAGAGUCCUAUGCUGCUGCCCAGCUCCUCACCAUCAUGCUGUGAUAUUGCAGGACCCGAUGAAGGACUCUCUGUGUCCCAGCCUGUGAGAAGGGCUGUGGGAGGGGACCAUGUUGUGCCAUUGGACCCUGGUCAGCUAGACACUGUGGGGGAGGUGAGCUGUGGUUGAGCUCUAGGUUCUCUUGGGUGGUGGAAAAGAUGCAGGCCACAGUCGCAUUCAGGUGGGGUUGGGCACAGGGCAGGUGCAGGGGAGUCGGCCUGUUUAGCACCCUCCAUCCACAUCUACUCAGGUUUGCUAUGCAGAGGUUGGUUGUGGCUGCUUAUUGUGUCUCCUCCAUGGGAAUAAACACCACACCGGUGUUUGUAAGUUAAGCACAGGGUCCAGAAGCUGUUGGUUUUAAGUAGAACUAUAUUUACUUCUGCAGGAGCUUAGUUUCUUCAGGUGCACUGCCACGGGUGAAUAGUUUGGGGAACCUCUUCAUGGCAGAUUUUUAGCUGCCAUAUUGAAUACUGUACCAACAGAAUGCUUCUAUUGUUAUAUUCUCAUCUUGGCAGGCUGCAGUUUUUGCCUGGAACAUUUUGGUUGUGGGAGGCCUGCCUCUUGCCUGCCUCCCUGUGUGGACAGGGUGGUGAAUAUUUAUUCACCACCUCCUUGCUUGUCAGUAAAUGGCAGUAAUGUGACUCUUAUCAAUGGGAUUUCCAGUAUCUUCCAAGACCUUGGCAGGUUGAGUGGGGCCUGAGAGCUGCAGGCAGGCAGUUCAAGACCAUCGAGGCAAAGUGGCUAGCCGCAGCCAGGGGGAAGGGAACAGCGCAGAGGCUUUGUUUUGGCAGAGGUGGCUCUGGGCUGCCCAUCUUCUGCUCAUAAAGCAGAGCUGGUAUUUCUGCAGGGGUAAAGCGGGCUCCUUUCUUCUCUCUGAAUCGCAGCCCGGUGGCGCAGGGCUUUAGCUGCCUCAGUGCCCACUGCUGCAUUGCAGGGAAGCCUCAUGCUCGGUCCAGAGGGGCACACAGGCUUUGUUUCCGCCUGGAAGGGAGGGCUCUAGGGAUGGAGAUGGGGAACCACGUGCUUUCCUUCGGACAUUGAGGCUUCUGCCCUCCUGCUGCCGAGAUCCUGUUUGCAGAGAGCAGGGGCUGGGCACUGGAGUGCUAGGGUGGGCUCUCUGCUGGGCUCCCCUUGCCACUCUACUCUUAGGUUUCUGUGGGCUUUCUCCCCUCUGGCCAUCUGCCCAUCUGUGGGCUCUUUCACUACUGGCCUGUGUUGUGGGAUUGCCAUGGCAUUUAGUUCAGAGUUGAGGGGCUUUGGCCUGAAAUAAAAUGCAAGUAUUUAA